This is a messenger RNA of Gracilinanus agilis (Agile Gracile Mouse Opossum), 1547 nucleotides long. It is a transcript of the gene MANBAL, whose product is annotated as mannosidase beta like. Gene Ontology annotation, cellular component: membrane. The record is from RefSeq and is a predicted model, not a curated record. Bases 84 to 341 code for a protein of 85 amino acids. The transcript is spliced from 3 exons. Lineage: Eukaryota; Metazoa; Chordata; Mammalia; Didelphimorphia; Didelphidae.
GGCGCGGCAGCGGGCCUUGAGAUUUGGAUAGGAAUUCUCACUUUGUGAGUGAUACAAAAGAAGACUUAAGAACUGCUUUGGGCAUGGCUGCUGAGCUGAACUUCUCUCCUCCUGAGGUCCCAGAGCCUACUUUCCUAGAGAACCUUCUUCGUUAUGGACUAUUUUUGGGAGCUAUCUUCCAGCUUAUCUGUGUAUUGGCCAUAAUAUUUCCAGUUUCAAAGUCUCAUGAUGGGGAAGGGGGACAUUUUGAACCAAGAAAGUUUGAGGUGACCAAGAAGCCAAAGGGACCUGCUCCUUCUCAAAGCAAAAAGUCCAAGAAAGAAACCAAGAAGAAGAGAUAGGUAGAAUCUGCCAAACAUGACACGUGUAUGUCUGCUCUACUUCUUUCUUCAGAAUCAAGUAUUCAUAAAGACAAACGAUUGCAGGAAAAUCAAAUCUUCAUAAAAACAUUUGUCUGGCAUCAUCUUCCUUACAGAAUCUGAGAUGGAAGAGACUUCGGGGUCAUAUAAUCUAUUCUCUAUCCGAAUAGGAAUUCUUUGAACAGCCUCCCUGAUGAAUGAACCAGCCACACCUCUGCUUGAAGACCUCCAGGGAUGGGAAGUCCUACCUCUUGAGGCAAUCCAUUCCACUUUGGGAUAGCUCACUAACUGUAGGAAGGUUUUCCUAACAUUGAGCCAAAAUCCACCUCUCUGAAACUUUCGACCUAGUCCUUCAGUGACUAGGAAAUUGAGGUGACUUUAUUGGAACAUGGGUGCCUUUUAAUCACAGAGGGCCAUAUAAGCAUGAGCAUUUUAUAGGCCAUAGGUGGCCAAGUUACUUUCCCAAAAGCCCUCUCUUCAAAUCUUGUUCAGUCAUGGCUUCUGAAGCACAACCUUCAGGAAGGAAAAUGUGAAUUAUGGCACUACAGUGACAUUUGACUUUAGGAAAAAAUGACAGCAGAAUAAUGAGCACAUUAUACAAGCAAAGGCCAUCUAUAUUGGGGUACUUGGUUUAAACAAUCAUGUUAAGAUAACUGAGUUGUUUCUUACUAUUUAAUCAUUUAAACUAAUUUUUAUUAUAACAUGUAUGUACACUACCACUUCAGGAUCUGGGCAAGGUUUCCCUCCUAAUAAGCUUUUGUCUUACUUUUAAAAAGUGUUAGGGCCUUUCUUUGUAAGAAUGAUGUCAACCACAAUAUUAGUAAUUAGAGAAAUUUAGGAAGUUGAGUCUGAGAGGUUGCCUGAAGGACAGGCAGCUUUAUCCCAUGGUGAAAAUGGUUUUCAAAUUCUGUACCAAAAAUAUUAAUCAUCUUUCUCCUUUUCCUAAUAAAGCAUUUUUAAGUAUUUCCUCUUAUUUUCCCUCAGGAGUAGAAAGGAUUUCACUAAGUGAAUAUAUUUUCCAUGUAGAAAUUGGCCUUGGUCUCAACUUCUAUAACGUUUUAGAGUGUACAUUUUGUUUCCCCGCUGCUACUUCCCUGACUCCCAAAUCUUUUAGCCCUAGCUUAAGGAGAAAAGACUGGGGAAUGGGCAUGAGAGAAGAUUAAUAAACUACAGUGCAUGAUCAACCUC